AUGUCUGGAGUCGACGACGACGAUAACGUCGAAGAGUCAAGACUGCCACUCCUCGCCGCCGCUCACGCCAACGCCAUGGCUUCUCAGGAUCCCAAAGACCAGAUCAUCAGCCAGUAUGGCACGGUCGACGCCGAGCGCGGCGUUGCCUCUAGCACCUUCGGCGGCGACCAUGAUGGUGAUCUCGUGACCGCCGAGGAGAACCGCGACCUCAAGCGCGGUCUGCAGCAGCGCCACUUGUCCAUGCUCGGUAUUGCAGGUGCCAUCGGAACGGGUCUUUUCCUCGGUCUCGGCAGCGCCGUGGCAACGGCUGGUCCUCUCGGCGCACUGCUUGGCUAUGCCACGGUUGGUCUUGUCGUGUGCGCCGUGCAAUUUGCUCUCGGAGAAGUCGCCGCUCUUCUCCCCGUUACUGGUUCCUUCGUCCGACAUGCCGAGUUCCUGGUCGACCCGGCUCUCGGUUUCGCCAUUGGUUGGAACCUGGUGUACGGCAACGUCCUGUCUAUUCCUGCCGAAAUCACUGCUAUUGUCGUCUUGUUCGAGUACUGGUGGCCGGACAUCAACCCCGCAGUGUGGAUCGUCAUCUUCAUGGUCCUCACAGCUGCCGUCGGAUUCUCCGUCAUUAGAAUCUUUGGUGAAAUCGAGUUCACGUUUGCGAUUAUCAAGAUCUUGUUGGUGAUCUUCCUCAUCAUUCUUGGUCUCGUCAUCAACCUCGGAGGUGUCCCGGGCACGGAGAGGAUAGGGUUCAGAUAUUGGCAGGACCCAGGCCCUUUUGUGGAGUUGCUGCCAAUUGCAAGCGGCGACUGGGGCAAGUUCCUGGGCUUCUGGAGUGUCAUGACUGGCGCAGUGUUCUCUUUUGCUGGCGUGGAAUCGUUGGCCAUGGCUGCCGCCGAGGCCAAGAACCCGAAGCGGGCGAUUCCAAAGGCUUGCAAGCGCGUUUUUGCCCGUAUCGUGAUCUUCUACAUCUUGGCAGUGCUGAUUGUCGGCAUGCUGGUUGCCAGCAACGACGAGCGGUUGGGCGACGAGUCUGGAACUGCUGCCCAGAGUCCGUUUGUCAUUGCUGCCUCGGCUGCUGGUAUCAAGGCUAUCCCAUCGAUUGUCAAUGCCGUGGUGAUUACCUCUGCCUGGUCUGCUCAGAACCAGAGUCUUCUCACUGGAACUCGUGUGCUUUACGGUCUCGCGCUCAAGGGCCAAGCUCCCAAGAUCUUCCUGCGCACUACGUCCUGGGGAGUGCCAUACAUGUGCGUCGGUCUGUUCGUCUGCUUCAUGCCCCUCAGUUUCAUGAGCAUGAGCAACGGCGCCUACACUGUGUUCUGGUGGCUCGUCGAUUUGACAGCCGCUGGUGUGCUUAUUAGCUGGUCGACCAUUCUGUUGAACCAUUUGAGACUGAAGAUGGCACUCAGCAAGCAGGGCAUUAGUGCCGACAGGUUGCCCUGGAACAACUCGUGGACUUUCUACAGUUCUGCUGUCGCCUUGUUCAUGUGCAUCCUUAUCUUGUUUACUGCUGGUUUCACUGUUUUCUGUGAUGGACAAUGGGAUUCCGCUACCUUUGUGUCGUCUUAUCUUGAUAUUCCUCUGGUGCUGUUCGCAUAUCUCAUCUGGAAGUUUAUCAAGAAAACCAAGAUCGUGCCGCUCAAAAGCAUUCCACUCGACGAUGCGAUCGAACAGGCGGACCAGUAUCCCGAUGAGCCUGAAGAGAAGAUCACUGGCCCAAUACGUUUUGUUAGCUGGAUUUGGGACUAG
Molecule: messenger RNA, 1737 nt
Organism: Pestalotiopsis fici W106-1
Lineage: Eukaryota; Fungi; Ascomycota; Sordariomycetes; Amphisphaeriales; Sporocadaceae
Exons: 2
Coding region: 1-1737 (578 amino acids)
Biological process (GO): amino acid transmembrane transport
Cellular component (GO): membrane
Molecular function (GO): amino acid transmembrane transporter activity
Source: RefSeq, a predicted model, not a curated record